Messenger RNA from Odontomachus brunneus, 2249 nucleotides. RefSeq lists its product as uncharacterized. The transcript is spliced from 3 exons. Bases 115 to 855 code for a protein of 246 amino acids. Lineage: Eukaryota; Metazoa; Arthropoda; Insecta; Hymenoptera; Formicidae. The record is from RefSeq and is a predicted model, not a curated record.
CACUAAUAGAAUAUAACCAUAACCUGAAACAAACUUUCAGCAAACAUGAAACGUUAAAUAGACGGAAUAACUUUGCUUUAGACAAAUAUAAAAAAUUCCAAAUUACAUGUAAAAAUGCAGUCCUCUUUCGACAAAGAUACAUGCCUUUGCUUCCUUACAACUCAAUUGCCAUGCCCGGCGCCGUCUUCGCUAUCCUUGCCGGUUGAGAACGGUUGCUCGAAAUAUUACCAAGAAAUAGGGGCGGAGAUGCUCGACAAUCAAUUGCUCAUCAAACUGGAGAAAGACAAGAGCAGGCUGAGAAAGAAACAGCGCGAAUGGAGUCCACCUUGCGACUGCGUUGAAAUCCAAAGACCGACGAGCAAAACAGGCCCUAAAAUCAUCAACGCGCAUUACGAAGAUCGCGUUGUAUUUCGCGUUCACUCCUCCUGUCAGAUCGGCAAGCAGGAGGAAUCCGCUUACAAAUCACAAACUAUCGCUUAUAAAAUUGAAUCGUGCAGAGAUGAACAGGACAGUCACCAAUGUAAGACCAUCACGGUGUAUCCUCAGAAAGAUGUUCCAGGCUCCCAAGAAGUAUACACUAAUCAUAUAACAGAGGGAAAUGAGGAUAUCUUCUUGUUGCGAGUAAAAAAGAAAAGUGAAUCGCCCGAUCAGAAAAACAGAAACAUCGAGCUUGAACUCAGGACACCAAAAGCACCAAAACUGCCAAAACCUCCAACACUGUCACCCACGCAAUCUACGGUUACAUUAACACAACCAGAAGUUGUGACCGAUUUCAUUGUGGAAGACGUAAACGAACAUCUGAAGAAACCUAAAAAACUUAAGAGACAACUAAAAAAGAAGACGAAAAAGAAAUAGUCGAUAGCUGUAAUGCAGAGAAUAAGAAUACAAGAGAACGACGUAAAAAUAAGAAUCAAAUGUAACUGUAUUAGAUCGCACGAAAAGAAUUAGAUCGCUCGGUUAAAGAACACGAUUUUGGAAGUGCUUCCUUAUAUUGUAUCUUUCUAUGUAAAGUAGAAGUUGAUAUUAUACGCAUAUUUGCGUUAUUUAUAUUAUUUUAUCUUUCUGUAAAUCAUAAUUUGCGUAAUUCAUGGAUGUUUUAAUUUAUUUCACACUUCCUUUUUGUAAAAAAUGUACAUUUACUGUGAUUAUAUAUCAUCCAUCAUGGACGGCUGCAGUAGGAGGAGGUAUUCCCGUGGUAACAGCGGACGCAGCGAUUUUAUAAUGAGCGCGACUCAAGAAAUUCUCCGGGUACUCGAAGAGCGCGUGUCUGUGUCUCGGACGGCCGACGACGACGAUUCAGGGAGUAUUCGAGGAACUUCGAGCCGCUCGUAUGUGCUGCCUCGGCAUUGUCACAGAUUCACUCGAGGUCGUCACGGUCGGUGGGUCACGAGUACAUCUCGCUCGAGUCGUCCCGUAGACGUCUGCCACACGAGAUAUCUGUCACGACGCACAAGAUUCAAACAUACCAAAAGGAGGAUGGAUGUCGCGAUUAUCAGCGUGCACGAGGAGGUAGCGAGACGAACCGGCAGAAAAGGACGAGGGGAAAAGGGAGAACGGAGACGUGAGUGUAAGAAAAUGUGUGGGCUGUUACGUAAUCAUGAAUGGCGUGGGAGUUCAUAAAGGUGUCGUUCGCAUUCUGUGUGGUCGCGUUUAAGGGCUGGCGACAAUGGCGUUGGCCAAUAAAUUAGGACGCCACGAGGAAAGGACGCGCACUCUCUGGAGACGAGGAGACAGCGUGACGAGCGCAAUCGCGACGACGGAUGAAAAGCUACUCGGUUUCCUCCGACUGGAAGAGAAGAUGCCUGCGGUCGCUGAUGAAUGAAGCGACAAGUGACCGCGAUAUUAUACGUGGGACAACUCUCUACACGGGCAAAGGACGGAAUCUCAAGGCGCGGCCUCGGACGUUCUCCGGGAUGAAAGAGCGGCGAUAACUCAUGGACCACUUGAGAAACGCGUAAAAUCGAGAUAUUUUCGCACGGUUCGAUAUAAACGGAGAUUGAAUGCGUAUGAAGGAGCUCGUAACACUUCGAUUAAGGAGAUUUCUUGCGUCAUCGUCGAUCGACGUCGUACGAACGAGACGUUUCUUUCGAAAAUAAUCGUGUAGUCAUCUCGAUGUGACGCAGUGUGAAUUCAGUUUGGCGAAUCGGUUCGACCGAUCUUGAUUCGUGCUUGCCCUCUUCGAGACUGAAUUUAUUACAAAUCCGAAGAUAAUGCUUUAAUUUUAAAGUGUCAUGAGAAUAUAACUUCUA